AUGUAUCCUAUUGAGCGAUAUCUUUGUAAAUUGAAAAACUAUGUCCGUAAUAGGUCUAGACCCGAAGGUUCAAUUGCAGAAGGCUAUUUGGCAGAGGAGUGCGUUACAUUCUGUUCAAGAUUUUUGGGUGGUGAACCAUUAAAUGAUUUUUCAAAAUGUCCAACAAAUGCGGAAUAUCAUAUUGGAGGCAGAAAGAAUAAAGAUGGCAAAGUUAUUCAUCUAGCAGAUUCAGUUUGGAAAGCUUGUCAUACUUACAUCCUUGUCAAUUGCGGUAAUAAGGAAAUUGAGGGAUCACCGUGCGUUAGUGGAAGCUCAUUUUUAAAUUUGCACAGGAUGGACGAGAAACUGAUAACUAUAGUACUGCACUAUGAUGGAAUCUUCAGGAGAAGUGGAUUUUCCCCUGGAAAGACCUUGCCAGUAGCGAAAGUACCAACCGAAGAAUUUUCUUAUUCAGUUCUUAUGGAAUACGUCAAGGAUUAUUUGCAUUUGACGGAAAUUGGAGGGGUAUAUACGAGAGAUGGCAAUAGUUGGAGGCUUUUGACCAAAGAUAAAGAACUGCUAGAGCUUGUUGAUCGAUGCGAAAAUGAUGGAGAGAUGGAUCUCUAUGUGGACACUGUGGUACCAGCACAAACAACACCAACAAAGAAUCCUUACGAGGAAAGGAGAAACAAGCAAGUGCUCGAAAACAGAGAAAAGUUUAAAGAACUUGGCUUGGAUAAAUUUUUGCCUAAUCCUAAUCCACCAGCAGUAAAGAUAAACAAGGAAAAAGAUAAAGUCCAAGAGGAAUCAGAUGAAUAUAUCUUGGAAAAUGAGAGCGAGGAAGAAGAUAGUGAAGAUUCAUCAAAGUCUCCGAAGAAAAAGAAAAUACCACCUGGCCCCAGGUUCCGUUCCCGAGCAAAUGAUGCGAAUUUAUGUGAGAAGGAUCCCUUGCAUGCUACGCGCAAAAAAGCAAGUAAAAAGGUCCCUGCCAAGGAGGGAGUUGAAAGUUCAACUGCUCCAAAGCUUCUAAAUCCGACAUGUAGUAAACUGUUAAAACAGUGUGGUGAUAUUCAAAGUGGUUUUAUUGCUGCCUAUGUCGCAUUGUGCGAACGUCAAAAGCAAAAUCUGGAACUUGACCCAAGGAUUGAGGAUGCUGGUGAAUCAAGUUUACCAAAUGAAGUUGAAGAAAGCGAACCAGGUAAUCAAGGUGGAGGUUAUCAAGUAGUUGCAGAGACGUCUCGACCUGUAUUAUUUAGGGGCCGCUGUUUCUCGAGCUGCAAAUUCUCCCUCAGCACACCCUUCUUCCCAAUGGAUAGUUUCCUAAAAAAGCGUGGCCGGCCGAAGCUGUGCCUCACCAAAGAGGUUGUGGAGGAGCGUAGGGCGCUGAAGCGAUUGCAGAAUGCCGCUCAUCGUGGGUCAGGUUCUAAGAGAGUCCUUGCUUUUUGUGAUUCCUGCAUUUGGAGGUGUGGUCUCUUGGGAGGGUGAAGGAGCUCCAUAUAAGGAAACGGAUCAGGGCAUCACUUACCAGAUAGAAGUGCUAUGAAAAGCAGGCAGAAGAUCGUAAAGAAAAUUCCCUUCAUUGAGUCAAGAAUGGUGUCAAAGCCGGAGGGAAUUUGAUGCUGAAAGAUCUGUGAUUGAUGAUUGUUCCAUUGCUAACCAAAUUGAAAAAGUCAUACCUGAUGCGCCCAGUCCUGAUGGUGCUGAUGCAUCAAAAUGGAAGGCCAAUGUCUCCCGGAACACUGGCUUUGAUGUGUGAUGAACAAGAGAUUGUGUUUGCUGCUUCCCAAAGUGGGUGUUUGGGCAAUGGUGGUAAUGCAUCCUCUCAGUUGCCACAAGGCGAAAGCGUAACAGAAACCUAUGUUGAAUAAGAAAGAAUUAUCUUCACAAAGUUUCGAGAUUGUUUGAACAAACUCAUCACCUUAGGGUAAAUAAAAGGCCAUCUGUAUAAAGCGUAAGAAAGCUUAUCACCAUUCUUUGGGGUCCUUGGAAGGCAAGCAUCUAGAAAUACAUGUGUUUCCUUUGACAGCAGCAGGUGGUAAAGCCAAUCAUGAUCAGUGGAUUAACACAAUGAUGAAAUUUGAGGCAGCAAGUGGAAAUUAUAUUGACAAAGAGGCAGCUAAGAACUUUGUAGCAGAACAUCUGUCAAACCAACAGGUUGCCCGUGACGUGGGAACUGAUGUUGCAGUAGAUUCUUCUUGAAGAGAAAACUGUAGUAUACAAUAUCUUUUCUGUUAGUGACAUUGACGAUAAGGUUACUAGGACUUUUGAAAAUGAAGUACUUCGAGUGCCAGGAACUUUGGGGAGAAAACAUUGCUUCUCAUUCUGCUUGACACUGGACGAAGGCAAAGACCAACAUGUUUCUAAUCAUAAUCACGAAGUUUAUCAUACUACAGACCUUAAUUUCCUUCAUUUUGCUGACUGAAUUGACAGAGGGAUACCCAUAAAGGAGGUUUCACGGGAGGAAGAUUACUGGAAAUUUAUUUCACUCCUUGUCAGUUGGGCGGAAAAUUAACAAGCGCUGCUAUCUCGACUAACCACAUUUAACCGAAUUGAUGUUCCAGCUUCAUCUGAUCCUCUAAAUGGUAGUGCAAUUUAUUGAUAGUAUAUUGGCUCAAAUGGUUACCUCGCUACGGAAGUCAUUCAACUAAAAAAAUUGUGUGGCCCUUGGCAUGAAGUUGAUAGCAUAAAGGAAGUUUCAGAGCCUGAGUUGUGCGAAUAUAAUGAAGCUGUGAACUUGACUGGUGAUAUUGAUAUGCCAGCUGGUCAGGCAAUUCUUCACACCUCUUUGUCAUCGUUUUUUGUUCUAUCAUCAAGUGCCAUCUUGCGUUUUCACUAGUUCUUUAAGCUCGGAAAUUUCCGCCUCAUGCGUACGUGCUGUGCCAUUGAUCAAAGAAACUGCAACGUUAAAGAGUCUGGUUCGGCAGCUUGUGACUUCUUCUGCAGUCUUGCAUGCGUUCAUUAGGCGUAGAAUGCCCUUUUUGUGAAAUAAACUCGAUAUGAGGUGUGCCAUGUCAGCGGUAUCAGCCGGAAAGAACGGCCUGAAUGGACACUCGGUCUUACAAACGCGGCUGGCCCCUUUACAGGCUCCACAUUUGUCCACUGCCACUGCAGCAGGAUCAGUGAGAUCAGCUCCGGUGGUGUCUGUUGUCAUCUCUACUGCUGUGCACAACAACUGCAAGUUAUUUGGGGAGUUGGCACCCAUUUAACAAUCCAAGGGAAUUAGACUGAUGCACAUAAUUAAUUACAGUAGUUAAAGUCUUGAAAAUACACAGAAAUCACCAUUCGUGCAUGUAAACUUAUUGUAUCCAUUACCAUUAGCAAUCCAACAAUAUACACACAAAUCACCUACGUUGUGUUUAUUAA
Molecule: messenger RNA, 3342 nt
Organism: Daucus carota subsp. sativus
Lineage: Eukaryota; Viridiplantae; Streptophyta; Magnoliopsida; Apiales; Apiaceae
Exons: 13
Coding region: 1-1464 (487 amino acids)
Source: RefSeq, a predicted model, not a curated record